ACACAAGAUAAAGGGCAGCAGAGCUUUUGGUUGCUUCAGCAGAAAUGGGAGAACCAAAGAGACGGCAGGAAGAGAGUAUUUCUGACAGCGUGCAUAUUUGGUGUCUAGAAGGAAAAAAGAAGAGUGACCUCAUGGAGUUGGAUAUUGUUUUGUCUGCAUGUGAGAAAGCAAUCCGGGAGCAUAAAGAAAGAAUAGAAUCUAAAAUUUGUAAAGAAGCCAUCAAUAAAUUUCAUUGUAAUAUUAAAGAACUCAUCAAAAUGCUUAAAGAAGCCCAGAUGUUGAAAAAUCUGAAAAGGAAGAACGCGAAGGUGAUUGCAGAUAUCAAGAAGAAAAGGCAGCGUUUGGUUGAAGUCCAGGAUGAACUGCUUCGGUUAGAGCCCCAGCUGAUACAGCUACAAACAAAAUACGACGAACUUAAGGAGAGAAAGUCAUCCCUGAGGACGGCAGCAGAUUUCCUAUCUAAUUUAAAACAGCUCUAUCACGAGUACUCAGAUCUUCAAGAGAAAGAACCAGACACAAAGGAAACGUAUGAUUCAUCCAGCCUUCCAGCUCUGUUAUUUAAAGCAAGAACCUUUUUGGGAGCUGAAAAUCAUUUGCAAAAUAUCAACCACCAAUUAGAGAAUCUCCUUGACCAGGACUGAGGAGACAGCCGUACUGAAAUGUGCCAACUUAGUCCCCUGCGGCCUCUGAAAACAAGUAGGGUCCAGUCCCCAGGAUUUAGUACUGAUUAAUAGUUUUAGAGGCCAUGAUCCUUUUAGGAUAAUGUCUUGAGUAAUUUAAAAAUGUUGAAACCCUAUCUGAAUCAGCGCCAAACAUGUAUGUUUUAACCUGUAAAAUUAAGACAAUGUGAACAUAGACUAAAUGCUACAGUUAAUUUCCAAUAAAAUUGAUUUACUUACAUUAUUUUCCAAGUAACAUUUGACAGACUGAAUAUAAUUUUUUGUUACAAAUCUCGCAGAUUACAGGCUGCUUAUGUGAUGUCCACAGUUGGCUACUCUUGUAAUACUUCCAUAAUGAGGUCAUCAGGAAUCUCAUCCCCUCCACUACUGUGACGCAGAAGACUGCUCUCUGCAGCCGCUGCUAAUUCAGCAUCUUCAGUGGCUUCUAAAAAGCAAGCAUCAUCCAUGCCAUUGUCCCAGCCAGGGUCAGAGGAUGCACCAGGGGACGGUUUAUGAGGGCUCGUGGUUUCAUUGUUCCUAGUUUCGUCUGUUGUAAAUUCUUCUUCCUUUAAAAAAAAAAAAUCUAGUUGUAAUUCUACAUAGACUGAAUAUAUAAUGAAAUCACCACAUAUUAAGAUCUUAAGACCAGUUCGAUAGGAAUGAGAAUAUUAACUGUUUCUGGAGUUGGCUCAGAUACUCCUUAGACUCCCCAUUUGAAACUGCCUGCAGUUCUGUGGCACAGAUGUUUCAGCAUCCCCAGCAGGUGCUACAGCAAGGACAGACUUACCUGUUCAAGUGGCCUGUGUACCUGUUAAAGACAAACUGCCAAGGACUAAUCACUAAGGCUUACAUGAGAUAAUAGUGAUGUUAAAUUUCCUUAAAUUAGGUGUGGAGCCUCCGCCUGGGGCACCAGCAUCCUGUAGGGGCACUGGUUCAAGUCCCAGCUGGGCCCUGCACCACGUGGGAGACCCAGAAGCAGCUGUUGCAGCCAUUUGGGGAGUGGAUGGAAGACUUCAGUCUCUCAAAUACACCUUAAAAAGGAAAGGCCCCACAGAGUAUUAUGUAUACUUACUGGUUUUAAAAAUAUGAGCCCAGAUAAAAAUGUUGUAAUAUUAUGAGGAAGAUUUUAAAUUAUUUGGGCAAAUAAAGAUCUUUGAAAGAAA
Oryctolagus cuniculus (rabbit) is the source of this 1822-nucleotide messenger RNA. NCBI's taxonomy places the organism in Eukaryota, Metazoa, Chordata, Mammalia, Lagomorpha, Leporidae. The record is from RefSeq and is a predicted model, not a curated record.